GUUGGCGCCCUCAGUACGCGUGGGAAAGGGCCGCCGCCCGGCGGUUGCGCGGCCCCGCUGGGUGCCGAACCCCGGAAGAGGCUGCACUUUUCCCUCCCGCCGGAGGCGGUGGCCGUGGGUCCAAAGGCCACCUCUCGCAGCCUGCAGACCUCUCAUCCAACCACGACUCCGGCUCUGGGUCCGAGGAGCAGCAUGGAGGCCGAGGACUUCCAGGAGGAGCUGACCUGCUCCAUCUGCCUGGACUAUUUCGAGGACCCGGUGUCCAUCGAGUGCGGCCACAACUUCUGCCGCGGCUGCCUGCGCCGCAGCUGGGCGCAGAGCGGCAGCCCGGUUCCCUGCCCCGAGUGCCGGCAGCCGUCGGCGCCCACUGCGAUGCGGCCCAACUGGGCCCUGGCCAGGCUGACGGAGAGGAUGCGUCGCCGGCGCCUGGGCCCCGCGCCCCACGGCUUAUGCGGCCGCCAUUGGGAGCCGCUGCGGCUCUUCUGCGAGGACGAUCAGCGGCUCGUGUGCUUGGUGUGCAGGGAGUCCCAGGAGCACCAGGCCCACACCAUGGCCCCCGUCGACGAGGCCUUCGCGAGCUACCGGAAAGCGCAUUGUGGCAUCCACGGGGAUGAAUGGAGACCAAUUGGAAUGCUGUUGCACCACUUCAAGCAAGAGGAAAAACUUCUGAAGACUCAACAUAGUCUGACAGCCAAGAUGAAUAAAGCCAUGCAUUUACAGGACAUGGAAGUGAAGAAUGCUGCAGAGUGGAAGGAGAAGAUGAAGAAUAAGCGAACGAGAGUCAGUGCGGAGUUUGCAAAGCUGCACGUCUUCCUGGCUGAAGAAGAGCAAUUGUUUAUUAAGAGACUGAGCCAAGAAGAAGAAGAGACAAAGAAGAAACAGAAUGAGAACACAUUAAGGCUCAAUCAAAUGAUCACUUCCAUGAAGAAGCUCAUCUUCGAGGUGGGGGAGAAGAGCCAGAGCUCCACCCUGGAGCUGCUCCAGAAUCCAAAAGAUGUGUUGACCAGGUGUGAGAACCAGGAUGUGAACUAUUCCUUUGAAGUUCUAAAGGUGAAGACUGUGUGCCGGCUACCAAUGAUGAAGGAAAUGCUGAAGCGAUUUCAAGUGGCUGUAAAUCUAGCUGAGGACACUGCUUAUCCCAAACUUGUCUUCUCCCAGGAAGGGAGAUAUGUGAAAAAUGGAGAAUCAGCCAGUUCUUGGCCACUAUUUUCUACAGCGUGGAGCUACUUUGCUGGAUGGAGGAAUCCUCAGAGGACCACAGACUUUGUGGAGAGAUUUCAGCACUUACCCUGCGUUUUGGGAAAAAACGUUUUCACUUCAGGGAAACAUUACUGGGAAGUUGAGCACCAAGGUAGCCUGGAGGUUGCUGUGGGGUUGUGUCGGGAGGACAUCAUGGGGAUUACUGGUAGUUCAACAAUGUCCCCCCGCAUGGGAAUCUGGGCUCUUUGUUGGAGUUCUGCUGGCUAUCGGCCCCUGACAGGCAUCUCUGUGAGGCCUACCAAGCUAGAGCCAGCUCUUCACCGGGUGGGAGUUUUCCUAGAUCACAGGGCUGGGGAAAUCUCAUUCUACAGUGCUGUGGAUGGAGAACACCUAUACACUUUUUCCUGUCCUUCUAUCUCACGUCUCCGGCCGUUUUUUUGGUUGAGUCCAUUAGCAUCUUUAGUCAUCCCACCAGCAACUGGUGGGAAAUGAGGCUGUUCCUCUCCUGCCCAAGAAACUUCGCCUUGUGCCCCAGCCCAGGGACAUACAUCCCUUGGCCCUCAUCUUUGACUUCGUAUAUAAAUCCAUCCUGGGUGGUCCCUCAAUUCUGUCCAUUCAGAUUCCAACUUCACAUUUUGUUCAGCCCCCCUGGACAUCAUGUGCGUAGACAGAUGUGGGAGACCCUGCUGGGUAUCUUUCCAGUAGCCACUUGGCCCACUUUUUCUCCUUCUCCUCUGGUUCUUCCUAAAUGAACUGCUCAGGAUGUGCCCUCCACAUGCUUCAGGGAGACACAGGCCCAUAGGAGGGGCUUCUGGCCAGCGAGGCGGGGUGAGAAAUUCUCCAGGGUGCCUCUGAGGAAAGUUUUUUAGCUUUUUAGAAAGAGAUGUUUGGGAAGACACAGCCCCUCUCCUGAUGUUAGUAGGUAUACUGGAACUGAGAGGAGCACAGUAACCGUGGGAAAAGGAGGAGAAAUGUGGUCUUUGUUGGCAUCGUGAAAUGGUCGGAAUUUCCCUAAUCCUGAAUUUCUUGUUACAUGAGAUUAUUGCUUCUUUAUUGUAUAAGGCAGUCUGCCUUCUGGUCACUUGCAGGCUGAAGUAUCCUAACCGGUGCUAUAGGCACAUAGCUUGGACAUCUCACAGUACAGGCCUGUCUCGUAUCCUAACCGGUGCUCUAGGCGCAUAGCUUGGACACCUCACAGUACAGGCCUGUCUCACUUUUCUUCCUGAAACUUGACAGCUUUAUAGAAUCCCUUUCUGUUUAGUCAUGUAAUUCCUCUUCUUUCCAGUAAGUACUGAUAUUCCUCACUUCUUGGAUUGGAAAAUUGAGGCAGUCUUCCCCUGCUCUGCCCGUGUUGUUACUCUUCACCUGACCGUGUCUCUGCCCUCAAGGGUUCAUUAUGCUCUCCAUUCGUCAGAGUCGUAUACUGUGUGCACAAGGUUAUUAAUGUCAUCCUGAAAAUGUUGGGAAACCCUUGUUAGGUAUUUACACUGUGCUAACCUCUUCACAUAAUGCUCCCACGUGACUCUUGCAACAGAGAUGGAAAUUAAAAUCCUGUCUUUACAAAAGAAAAAACAAACCUUGAGAUUAAUUUGCUCAGUCCUGCCCAGCUGUCAAAUGGGCAUGUUGGGAUUGAAUCUAGAUCUGAGAGGAAAGUCCUGGUCUUCUCUACUCUACGUUCACCUUACGCUCACCUACGUGAGCACUUACUGAAUGCUGAUUGUGGUCUCCAGCACCUUUGUUUCAGGUUUUUAUUUUGUUACAUGUUUUUACCCUGUGUGAGUGUCCUCCUCUCUUUACCUUCCUGCGCUAGAUUGUAUGCACUCAGAGGUUUGUGACUGUUACUGGAGAGUUAUUUGAAAAAUAAUGAAUGUUUCUCUCUGGUUAUAAAAUCACGUACUUAUUAUAGAAACUUUGGAACAUAUAAAAAGCGUGAAGAAAAUUAAAGUUAUUGAUAAUCCCACCACCACUAACAUUUUAAUGUGUCUCCUCCCAGACUUGCAAUAGGCUUUCUGGCAGCUUCUUACAAAACUUCCAGCACCCUCCCUAAUCCAUCCUCCCCUUCCUGUGUCCCAGCCCAUCCUGGCUUGUCUUCCUUUGCAGCUGGAGCAAUCCCCCUUAUUCAGUGAUUUCUGCUGAGUUCUCCUUAACUCUCCAAGAUACUUGCUGUUAUGAGUUGAAUGAAUUCUGUCCUCCAGAGAAAAAGAUAUGUUGAAGUCCUAGCUGUGAAUGUGACCUUAUCUGGAAAUUAACAUGAGGCCAUUAGGGUGGCACCUAAUCCAAUAUCACUAGUAUCCUUAGAGGGAAUUUUGUACACGCACACAUACACUUACAUACACGGAAAUGCCAUGUGAGGACACAGAGGGAAGGUGGCUAUGGGAGAGGCUGGAGUUAUGCUGUCACAAGCCAAUGAACACCUGGGGCUGCUAGAUGCUGGAAAAGGCAAAGAAGAAUCCUCCCCUAGAAGCUUCUGAGGGAUCAUGGCCCUGCAAACACCCUCAUUUCAGACUUCUGGCCUCCAGAACUGUGAGACAGUAAAUUUCUGUUGUUUUAAGCCACCCAGUUUGUGGAACUUCGGAAUUUAACACACUUGCCCAUCAGGACUUCCUUCAGUACUGUGAAAUAAUAUUCAUAUUUUAUGGCAAGGCAAGAAAAAUUUAAACAUAAAAAAUUUUCUCUGCCCAUUGGUCUCUGUCCCUGCACUGUGCAUCUUGUGUCUGCACUAUGCAUCGACCAAACCUCCCCCAUCAGCAGAAAUACCUGCUCAACCGUAAAGAGCAGCAUUCUCCUAGCAUCAACAAGACAGCUCCCUAAAAGGUAACUUUCCUUCUUGAUAAGGGGUCACAUGGUGCUUAGAUCCGAUGUAAACUGUCAUUAAUAUGUCAUUUGAUGUACAGCCCCCAUCUCAAAAAACUUGUAUAACUGUGCCUUGACUUCUAACGGGUGGAACGGUUCUCAGAGCUUUCUCAGAUACUCUUCCUGGAUUAUAAUCCUCAAAUUUGGCUCGAAUAAAAUUUUCCAUUUCCUUCUUAGAUCGAUUAGUUUUUUGUCGACAAUACCUACAUUGUUAAUUUCCAGUCCUUGGGAAACUCAUCAGUACCUUUCCUCCACUUUUCUUUCUGGGCUGUUGAACCAGGUUGGUUGGUUCUGCUACAAAGACUUGUUCUCUGACUUCAAGUAGGCUCUUUGGGCUGCUUGGUAAACACGCUUGAUCUUAAAUUCCUUUUUACAUCUUCUGAUGGCAGUGAUUCCAAACCUUUUCCUCUUUUCUCAAAGAAAAGGCCUUUAUAAGCCUCCCUUUAUACUACUAUAACGGAGGUAAAACUUUGCCUCUACUUAUCUGAGGUUUUCAGCUGGGACUCUAACGAAAAGAAAGAUUAACAAGAAAAAGUUUAACACAUGCAACACAUCAUGCAAGAGAAACAUAAAAUGAAUACUAACUCAAAGCCUUGGCUUAGAAUUCUGGCUUUCAUAGUAUCUUCGACAAAGAACAAUAAAAUUGUGGAGAGGUGAUAGGACAAAGGUAAGCAGUUUUAGUCUUCCAAGGGUGGCAGACUGUGUGAGGGUAAAUAUAUGUGUGGAAACAAAUGGGUCAGUGUGUGUUUGCAGAUUCUUCUGGCACUGCCUUUAGGGUUUCUGGGUUUGCUGCCUCUUAAUUGCCUUCAGCUCAAAAUGCUUUUUUAUGUCAAAGAGGCAUAUUUUGGGGUGACACAUUCUGGUUUCCAUCACUACUUAUUAUUGCAAAGAACUUGCAUCUUUUACUGAGAAAAAAUUUUUUCUCUUCUACCCAUCUGAUUAACAAUUUUUUGCCUCUUUUUUGGGUCUUGAUAUUGGACCGUCUCUCAUCUCUUCAGGUAUGGAAUGGGACCCAGUUGUUGUAUUGGUUAAAAAUAAACUCUUCUGAUGCUUCUGAUGUACAAACAGGAUUGAGAAUAAAUGUGUCCCAGUCAGUUUCCUAUUUUACUUA
This is a messenger RNA of Delphinapterus leucas (beluga whale), 5164 nucleotides long. RefSeq names its product tripartite motif containing 4 (gene TRIM4). Gene Ontology annotation, molecular function: protein binding; zinc ion binding. NCBI's taxonomy places the organism in Eukaryota, Metazoa, Chordata, Mammalia, Artiodactyla, Monodontidae. The record is from RefSeq and is a predicted model, not a curated record.